AUGGGAGAUAAAGAAGAUUACCUUACAUCGUAUCGAGUGUUUUUCGAAAAUUUCGCGGCAACUGUGAACCCUGAGGAUCAAUUGCCUGUGUAUGCCCCAGACUACUCCAUCACAGAGGCAGAAUUGCCUGGUGAUGUUAUUUAUUGGAGCAUCGAGUAUCUGCGAGAAAAAUCGUGUCCGGGUACGCUAAUGACACCGCUUUUGCGGAUAAUACUUGACGAGGUUCGCGUCGCAGCGAAGAAACAUCCAAACGAGUUUGGCUUUGACUCGGACAGUUCAGCGUACAGAGGGAUAUGGCUAAUGCAAGCUGUGAUAGCGCGGGUGAACGAUGUUUGCCUCCGAUAUCUGGACAACUCCAAAUUGGACACCCUGCCUCCCCCACCACCCCUCGAACAGAAGGAGUUCCGGACGGUCUCCGCAGCGCUACGGAACUCGAGACGCGCCAUGGAAGACCGACACGUCGAAAUCGGGAACUUGGAAGCGUUGUUUGAUAUUGACACAACGGAGCACACAAGCUUCUACGCAGUAUACGAUGGACACGCUGGCUCGUCCGCUGCGCAGUACUGCGCUGCCCACUUGCAUCAGUAUCUAGUGGAGAGCCCGAACUUCAAGACAAACAUACGAAAUGCACUGCAAGACGCCUUUUUGAAAACGGACGCGGAAUUUAUUAGGAAAAGUAAAAACGAACAUCGAGUUGUCGGUGGCAGCACUGCGGUCGUGGUCUGUGUUCGAGGAAAGCGGUUGAUGGUCGCCUGGGCCGGGGAUUCCCUCGCGCUGGUAGCACAGCGCAUGCGCGUCAUGCAACUGGUGCAUCCGCACAAUCCAAGCAGAGAGGACGAACGAGAACGAAUAGAGGCUUUGGGUGGCAUAGUGACAUACUGGGGUACGUGGCGUGUUAACGGUCAGCUUGCUGUGUCCCGGGCUAUCGGUGACGCACAGUACAAGCCGUACGUCAUAGCACGGCCGGAGGUCGUCGCUUUGGAUCUGGAUGGAGAUGAGGACUUUCUGGUGGUGGCUUGCGAUGGGCUGUGGGACGUCGUCAGCGAGGACGAGGUGGCGCUGGCUGUAUAUAGGCAGAUCGCUGAUGAUCCAAGUCUUAUGAUAUUGAUUAGCAAACCUAUAGGAUGGUGGUGGUCUGCUAGCUCUGACUUGAAAUGGUCAUGA
This is a messenger RNA of Leptosia nina, 1164 nucleotides long. The record is from the annotation of a GenBank genome assembly. NCBI's taxonomy places the organism in Eukaryota, Metazoa, Arthropoda, Insecta, Lepidoptera, Pieridae.